UAGGUGUGUUUCCUGGAAUGAACCUACAGUCUAUGGAAUGAACAUGGAGAGAGGGGAAUCAGAGACUGUCGCGGAAUCCUGUGUCUUCUGUUUAAUCGCCAACGAUCUGGACAAGGAAACGGAAAUUAUCUCAGAGAACAAGUGGAUGGUGUGUUUCAGGGACAUUUACCCUGCUGCUCCUCACCACUACCUGGUUGUCCCCAGACAGCACAUACUGGACUACUUGUCACUGGACAGCGGAGACAUCGGCUUCAUUGAGAGGAUGACUGAAAUGGGGAGAAAUGUACUUCGAGACCAAGGGAUCACUGAUAUGAGAGACACAAGGCUGGGCUUCCACAUACCGCCCUACAUCUCAGUGGGUCACCUCCACCUCCACGUGCUCGCCCCCAGCAGCCAAAUCUCAGAAGACAUGAUUUAUAAAUUCAUACCAGACACCAGCUCUUUUAUUUCUGAAGAAGAUCUAUGCAAGCAGCUACAGAAACAUUCUUCACCACUGCAGAGCGCUGGAAGGCAUUUAAAGAGGAUUAAAGAUGGUUUAUUUAAAUGAUUUUUAUUAAUGUGGCGACGCCGGCGAGCUAGUUCUUGCAGGCAACUCGAGUUGCGCUGCAACAAUCAUGUACAUACAUCAUGUGACAUACUAUGGGGUGCCGUUUGUAAAGCAGCUCACGCUGAAAAUAACAGCAACAUUUUGUCACAUUUAGCUUCAAACCAUGUUUAAAAAACUGGUGUGAAUUUUUGAGAGUCACUUUUUUGCACAUUUACAACAAUAUUUGUCAACUUAGAGAUAUUUUAAAUAUUUAAAUCCAAAUGUUAAAUGUUACACUUAGUAACACAAUAUUUGCUCAUCACUCCCAUCAUUCCUGUGUAAUCACAUGGCGGAGUGAUUAAGUUGGAGCCUAGACGCCAAACACUCAAUCAGUUGUAAUGCAAUGCUGCAAUAAAUGUUCGAACGUGA
Molecule: messenger RNA, 955 nt
Organism: Limanda limanda (common dab)
Lineage: Eukaryota; Metazoa; Chordata; Actinopteri; Pleuronectiformes; Pleuronectidae
Product: adenosine 5'-monophosphoramidase HINT3-like
Exons: 5
Coding region: 38-547 (169 amino acids)
Molecular function (GO): catalytic activity
Source: RefSeq, a predicted model, not a curated record